Solea solea (common sole) is the source of this 2893-nucleotide messenger RNA. Its product is annotated as polyadenylate-binding protein 1A. NCBI's taxonomy places the organism in Eukaryota, Metazoa, Chordata, Actinopteri, Pleuronectiformes, Soleidae. Gene Ontology annotation, molecular function: RNA binding. Gene Ontology annotation, cellular component: ribonucleoprotein complex. The record is from RefSeq and is a predicted model, not a curated record. The transcript has 15 exons. Bases 623 to 2530 code for a protein of 635 amino acids.
GACCUUCCUUUCAUUCCCGUAAUCCGUCUGCGUAGGGUGUGCUCCGGAGCUAGUCUCGGCACACAUUUUAUUAUUAUGAAACAAACCAAAAGCUAGAGCGCACACGCAGACAUAUUUUUAUAAGAAAAAAAAAAAAAAAUCGGUGAAGCAGGAUUUAAAUUUGCCAAACCUAGCAACGCGACGAAGAUAAAACGAAAGACGGGACCAGAGGAACGGUAGCACGUUAGUUAGCGUCAUUGUCGAAAGCGUGUGUGUUAGCGCCAGCCACUUCUAAUUUGAAUUUAUUUUUCCCUUUUAGGGCUUUGCCAUUCUAGUUAUCGUUAUUGACGAGGGUAUUUGCUUCGUUUACUGUCGGCGAUUCAUCUUACUCGCCACGAAAGAGUAAACAUUUAAACUGAAGCGUGUGAGCUACAUCGAUUAGGCCACGUUCCGACAUCUUGCCAAUCAAGCUAACUAGCCCACGUUGCUAACUAUUAGCAUUGGGUUCUGUGCUUGGUUUUUCGCAAGUGAACGCGAAAAAAGCCACAAUACAUACGACGUGUAUUGGCUAAGCUUUUAAACAAGACACGCCGAUCUAUAGUAGAGUUACAACUGUAUUACCCGAGAUCAAGCGUCGUUCACCAUGAAUCCCAGCGCGCCUAGCUACCCCAUGGCCUCCCUCUAUGUGGGAGACCUGCACCCGGACGUUACCGAGGCCAUGCUCUACGAGAAAUUCAGCCCGGCGGGACCCAUUCUUUCCAUCAGAGUGUGCAGAGAUAUGAUCACCCGCCGAUCCCUGGGCUAUGCCUACGUCAACUUUCAGCAGCCUGCAGACGCUGAGCGAGCCCUGGACACUAUGAAUUUCGAUGUGAUCAAAGGCAGGCCCCUACGCAUCAUGUGGUCUCAGCGUGACCCCUCAUUGAGGAAGAGUGGAGUGGGCAACAUCUUCAUCAAGAACCUGGACAAGUCUAUUGAUAACAAGGCUCUCUAUGACACCUUCUCUGCCUUUGGAAACAUCCUUUCCUGCAAGGUGGUUUGUGAUGAAAAUGGCUCAAAGGGUUACGGCUUUGUGCACUUUGAGACCCACGAAGCUGCUGAACGGGCCAUUGAGAAAAUGAAUGGCAUGUUGCUCAAUGACAGAAAAGUAUUUGUUGGACGAUUUAAAUCGCGCAAAGAGAGGGAAGCUGAGCUUGGAGCACGUGCCAAAGAGUUUACCAAUGUUUACAUCAAGAACUUCGGGGAGGACAUGGAUGACGAGAAACUGAGAGAGUUGUUUAACCAAUAUGGGCCUACACUCAGCAUCCGGGUAAUGACUGACGAGAGUGGCAAAUCCAAGGGAUUUGGCUUUGUGAGCUUCGAGAGACACGAAGAUGCACAGAAGGCCGUAGAUGACAUGAACGGUAAAGAAAUGAAUGGGAGACAGGUGUAUGUGGGUCGAGCACAAAAGAAAGGGGAGCGCCAGAAUGAGCUCAAGCGCAAAUUCGAGCAGAUGAAACAAGACCGCAUGACCAGAUACCAGGGAGUCAAUCUAUAUGUAAAAAACCUGGAUGAUGGGCUGGAUGACGAGCGCCUGCGAAAAGAAUUCUCUCCAUUUGGAACCAUAACAAGUGCAAAGGUGAUGAUGGAGGGUGGCCGCAGCAAAGGCUUUGGCUUUGUGUGCUUCUCUUCCCCAGAAGAGGCCACUAAAGCUGUAACAGAGAUGAAUGGGCGUAUUGUUGCUACAAAGCCACUGUAUGUGGCCCUUGCCCAGCGCAAGGAGGAGCGUCAAGCCCAUCUCACAAACCAGUACAUGCAGAGGAUGGCCACUGUCCGCGCUGUGCCCAAUCCUGUCAUCAACCCAUACCAGCCUGCCCCACCCUCAGGCUAUUUCAUGGCAGCUAUACCUCAGGCUCAGAACCGUGCUGCUUACUACUCUGCAAACCAGCUGGCACAGCUCCGCCCAAGCCCACGCUGGGCUACUCAAGGAGUGCGUCCUCAACACUUCCAAAACAUGCCCAAUGCAGUGCGCCCAUCAGCUCCCAGGCCCCAGGCUUUCAACACCAUCCGUCCCACCGCCACCACCAACACCCAGGUGCCACGUAUGAUGGCUUCCCAGAGAAUGCCCACGCAGGCCAUGAGCCAGCGCCCUGCCAGUGCUUCAGCCACUGCUGCCCCAGUGCGUACCAUGCCCCAGUACAAAUAUGCUGCCGGUGUGCGCAACCCUCAGCAGCACAUGCCCUCGCAACCACAAGUCCCCAUGCAGCAGCCUGCUGUCCAUGUUCAAGGACAGGAGCCUCUGACUGCCUCCAUGCUGGCUGCUGCCCCUCCUCAGGAACAGAAGCAGAUGCUGGGUGAGCGUCUCUUCCCCCUUAUCCAGAACAUGCACCCCAGCCUGGCGGGCAAGAUUACUGGAAUGCUUCUGGAGAUCGACAACUCUGAGCUUCUUCACAUGCUUGAGUCACCUGAGUCACUGCGCUCAAAGGUUGAUGAGGCUGUUGCUGUGCUUCAGGCCCACCAGGCCAAGGAGGCUGCUCAGAAGUCGACCACCCCUGCAGUUGUUCCUAAUGUUUAAGAUCGAGCAUUUUGAAACCUGCUUCACCGAUGGAAAAAGAAAAAAAAAAUUAAACAUUGAAAAACCUAAAACUCUGAAAACAUCGCAAAAUGAUAAAUUAUUUCUUAAAAAAAGAAAACAAUUGACUCUGCCAGGUCUAGGGAUGGUUUGACUAGACCUUGAUCAUAAACAAAAAUUUGUAUAAAAAAAAAAGCAAAAUAGAGAAAAGUGAAUUAAUGAAUUUGAAUGCAUUCCUCUGUUUUAUGUCAUUUUACUGUGUCUGUGCUCAGAAUAUCAGCCAUGAUCAAGAAGGUGGUAGCUGAGCGUUUGGAGAGGUGAUUUGUAUCGUGAACUACUGGCUGUAAUAAAUUCUCAUUCAAAUUA